AGCUUGAUAAUUCUAGUAACCUUAAUCAUUAACACCCUGUCUUAAGUUCACAUAAUGGUCUAUGGCACCCGAAAAUACCACGAUACAUUAUGGAUCUAAAUUAUUCACAGAAUCACUGGCGUAGGCUACAAGAAAUAAUGGGCGUGCACACUUGCACUCUGUUCAUUCAUCUCUCCGGUUAGAAUGCUUCUGUCCCCCUGACACUUCGACCACGUGACAGCGGUGAAAGUCAUUUACAAUCUCUGUGCUCUAUGAAAUUAUUCGCCGUACAGUACGCGUGGAGGAAGCAUGGACAGUCACAACAACCAGAAUGAACGGAUAUCUCACAAGGACAUAGAUUAGCUGAGGGUUUUUUUUUUGCCAGUGUGCGUCUGUGUCCGGAAGGAGGACACGGCAGACAAUGAAGACAAUAGCACCCCUUGAAGCAUGAGUGGUUUGGACUCCUUGUGUGUGCCUGUAACGACAUUUACCCAGUCAUCCAGUGCUUGAUAAGGUAUCAUGCAUUUGUCCACAGUGACCCAGGAUGUGACGGCCGGCUUCAAUGAGAGUGCCGGGCCGUUGUGCAAGGCGCCAUACUCCCAGGAUCGCAUCCCCCUGGUGGCGCUCUACAGCGCGGUCCUGGUGGUGGGCCUGCCGGCCAACCUGGCCACCGUCUACCUCACCUUCCUGCAGGUGCGCCGCAAGAACGUGCUGGGCAUCUACCUGCUGAGCCUGUCGCUGUGCGACCUCACCUACCUGCUGACGCUGCCGCUGUGGACUGUGUACGUCAACAGCGGUCACCAGUGGCCCUUCAGCUCGCUGGCGUGCAAGGUGACCGGCUACGUCUUCUUCAACAACAUGUACAUCAGCAUCUUCCUGCUCUGCUGCAUCUCAGCUGACCGCUACGUGGCCGUGGUCUAUGCCGUGGAGUCCCGGGGCCUGCGACGGCAACGGCUGGCGGCAGCUGUGUGCGUGGCCGUGUGGCUGGUUGUGGCACUGGGCCACAUGCCCGUCUUCACCAUGCGCGAGGGCGAUGCAGGCAGAGGCGAGCACCACUGCUUCGAGCCGGGCCAGAGCACGGCCAGCGUCACAGGCUUCAACUUUGCCCGCUUUGGCGUGGGCUUUGCCGCGCCGCUCGCCGUGCUCGCCGGCACCAACCGCGCCAUCCUGGUCAACGUGCAGGCCAGCACGGGCCUGCACCAAUGCCAGAAGGAGAAGGUGCGCUACCUGGCGGUCGCCGUGGUGCUCCUCUUCCUGGUUUGCUUUGGGCCGUACCACAUCAUCCUGCUGAUGCGCGCCAUCACCUACCACUUCCCGUAUCAGGAGACGUGUCACUUUGAGAACCGUGUCUACACACCCUACACCAUCUCGCUGGGCCUGUCCACCGUCAACAGCGCCGUCAACCCCAUCCUCUACGUGCUGUCCAGCGACAACAUCCGCCGCGAGAUCGCCCGUGGCCUGGCCAGCCUGCGCGACCGCACCGUCUUCCGACAGCGCUCCACCGACAGCUGCCAGCACAAGAUGAACUCCUCGGACGCGGUCAUCAUCGCCGCCCAAGAUGGCGCCAGCAAGCCCUGCACUCCACCGCUCGGCCACUGUGGCUCAGAGCGAACAUUCAGCGCGACCCUGAAGACAGACCAAAAGGGGAUGAGCCGACAGAUUUAACAGCCUUGCUGAAUCACGGUGUUGAUGCUAUGAAAAAGACCCUUACUGUAUGGCUGACUGUUAUGGAAAAGAUUAAUUUCAUGACUGGCUGUUAAGGCUUACCAAAAUCAGGGUGACGGAACUCUUUACGAUCACUCUGUUGUUUCAAAUACACAAUCAGGGGGCUGUUUUUCAUUGCCUCAAGCCAAAAUGCAUCUUUUCUAUGUUUGGACUUAAUGUUUUUUUUACCCCUCUCAUCUAGACAAGGUCCAGUUCACAGUUAUUGUGUUGAGUGGCUUUUCAGGGGUUCUUGCUAAGAGGCUAAAUAUGCUAAUAGGCCUUCAUUGCCUAAAAUCAAAAGCGCACAUUUUGUGUCACGUCUGUUUUUGUUCACACGAUGAAGGAAAUGCAAAACAGUUGUAGAGAAAACUGCCUGUAUUGAAAUGUAAUUGUAAUAAGCACAAUUUGUUCUCAACAUACCAUGAUAUGAAAAGGCAAUAAAGGGAUUAUGUGCAUUAAUUGGGUUAUUCUGCAACAUAUGUAGCCUAAAUAAUGCACAGUGAGCAGAUGCUACAGUAUGUGCAUUAAUGGACAAUUACUUGUAUUAGUAGACCAAAUGACUAAUACUGAAUAUUUUGUAAUAGGUUUGUAUAUUUGUCAUUUUAUAUCUUUUUGUAUAUUAUGAUAUUAUUGUUGAUAUUGUGUUAUAGUGUGUGGAUAGGUGAAACAAGUUUUUCAGAUGCAUGCUCGCAUAGCUUUUUAUACCUCACACCGUUAGCUGUCACCAGGUAGGUUUUACAAAAACAAACUGCACCAGCAAUUGAAGUUAAAUAUGUUGUUUGUUUUUUGUAAUAA
Messenger RNA from Alosa sapidissima (American shad), 2478 nucleotides. RefSeq names its product G protein-coupled receptor 132b (gene gpr132b). The coding region runs from base 499 to 1644 and encodes 381 amino acids. Lineage: Eukaryota; Metazoa; Chordata; Actinopteri; Clupeiformes; Clupeidae. The transcript has 3 exons. Gene Ontology annotation, biological process: G protein-coupled receptor signaling pathway; G1/S transition of mitotic cell cycle; negative regulation of G2/M transition of mitotic cell cycle. The record is from RefSeq and is a predicted model, not a curated record. Gene Ontology annotation, molecular function: G protein-coupled receptor activity. Gene Ontology annotation, cellular component: membrane.